This is a messenger RNA of Geodia barretti, 720 nucleotides long. NCBI's taxonomy places the organism in Eukaryota, Metazoa, Porifera, Demospongiae, Tetractinellida, Geodiidae. The record is from the annotation of a GenBank genome assembly.
AUGGCCGACUACGGCGAGCCUCAGGAGAUCACAGCGCUUCGCACCAAUAUUACCUCCCUCACUGACACGGUGACGGUCGGAGACAAUCUACAGUGGUUUUCAAACUGCCUCGUGGAGAAAGCCUUCGUUGCUCAGAGGGCCGCGCAGGCAAUCCUCGGCGGCGGAGCCACGCCCGCGCACAAGGCCCGUCAGCUUAUUGACGGUGUUUUCGCUGUAAUCCGAACGUCGGACAGGAAGAGCCACAGGAGAAUGGCUGCCUCUUCUAGAAUGUCGCUAUCAGACGUCGUGGCUGCUCUUGACGCACUCACCAUUGAACAGACCAAAGAACUUGCGGUUCGUUUCGGAGUUGAGCUCAAAACUGUUCAGGACAUUGAGAAUGAGUACAAAGGCAGCAGUCGUAAGAUCCUCACCAUCCAGGCCUGGCUAGACCAAGACACCCAGGCCAGCUGGGGAAAGUUAGUCUCUGGCCUCCAAAACAUCAAGAUGAACAGUCUUGCAAAGCAAGUGGCCUCCCAGCAUUGUCUCCAGUCACCUGGAGCUGCCAGUCCUUCCACUGAUGGUCACCAGCCAGCCACAGUCCGGUCUGUGGCCACACCAGCUCCGCUGACUCCUGCUGCUCCCUCUCCUCCUCCUCCUUCAACUGAUCCCAACCAGCCCACCUCUCCACCUCCUAGUGAUCGCUACCAGCCUGUGGCUCCUCCAGCCACUGCACCAGCCACU